UUGCGUUUUUGCGUUUUAUUUUUCAAGAACGCGGAUAACGACCAGUCUCGUUUCGCAGGCCGGUCUGCUAUUUCAAGCGAUGAGUACUUUGGACGACCGCCUCCAAAAUACCAGACUGACUAUAAUGACGAACUGAAUUCCUUGAAAGACGUUGUGAAGGAGGGAGUCACUAAGGUGGCCACACGUCUUUCCUCUCUGGCGUCCGACGUUAUGACCACAUUCCAGGUGAGCGAUUUUUCUCUCUUUCUCCCCUUGGAAUGCUCAAAACCCCGAAAGGCUGCCUACAGUGUUUACCUGCGUUUGAAUUAG
Dibothriocephalus latus is the source of this 309-nucleotide messenger RNA. NCBI's taxonomy places the organism in Eukaryota, Metazoa, Platyhelminthes, Cestoda, Diphyllobothriidea, Diphyllobothriidae. The record is from the annotation of a GenBank genome assembly.